Canariomyces notabilis is the source of this 1513-nucleotide messenger RNA. RefSeq names its product RTA1-domain-containing protein. Bases 240 to 1322 code for a protein of 360 amino acids. The transcript is spliced from 2 exons. Gene Ontology annotation, cellular component: fungal-type vacuole; plasma membrane. NCBI's taxonomy places the organism in Eukaryota, Fungi, Ascomycota, Sordariomycetes, Sordariales, Chaetomiaceae. The record is from RefSeq and is a predicted model, not a curated record.
CACGAAUCUCUACCAGACUAAGAGGCAAAGCCGUAAGACGGCAUGCUAAUUUGUUUUCUUUUUUCUUGGGGUCGGAAAGGUAAGGUAACUCAGAUCCUCGAAUACUUAUCUCCUGUCGAAGCCCACAAAUCAUGUAAAUAUUGACCUUCAAGUGCUUCAAGUGAGCUACAUCACAACCCACAGAGACAGACCCAAUCUAACAUUCGACUUCCCCUGAGUCCAACCAGGCUUCCGACAACAUGGUUUGCCCGACGGGGGAGCCCGACUGGAGCGGCGUCACGCUCGAGACGUUCAACGUGACGCUGCUCACGAAUCCGCGCCUGUGCAACUCGUGCAUAUGCCCCCUCAAGAUUGGCGACGACUACUUUCUCGGCUUCAUGGACUACUACCCGUCGCUGGCCGGCAACGCUCUCUUCGCCGCCAUCUUCGGCCUCUUGUUGCUUCUCCAGCUCUUCUUCGGCAUCCGGUAUAAGACAUGGGGCUUCAUGAUUGGCAUGGCCGGCGGCUUGGUCCUCGAAGUUCUUGGGUAUAUUGCCCGCAUUCUGAUGCGCGACAAUAUGUUUACCGACACUUACUUUAUAAUGUACCUCGUCUGUCUGACCAUCGGACCCGCCUUUUUAUCCGCCGCCAUCUACCUGACACUCUCACGGCUGGUGGUCAUUUACGGGGCCGAGCACGCGCGCCUGCGGCCGCAGAUGUACACGUACGUCUUCAUCGGGUGUGACGUGGUAGCCCUCAUCCUGCAAGCGGCCGGCGGCGCCAUUGCGUCGACGGCGCCGCCCUUUUCCCAAAUGCAGCGUUCGGGCAUCAACACCAUGGUUGCCGGUGUGGCAUGGCAGGUGGCUGCUCUGCUGCUCUUCGCGGGCGCAAGCCUCGACUUUUGGCUGCGCGCCCGCUCCGGGGGUGGUCGGACGGUUAACGAUGACGACCCGGCUUGGGCACAGCUCCGCUCUCGCCGGCUGUUCCAGCCCGCCUAUAUCGUCGCUGUUUUUCUCGCGGCUCUCUUCGUCUUUGUCCGCUCCGUCUUCCGCUGCGCUGAGUUGUCGGAAGGGUUUGGGGGUCCCCUGGCUAACGAUGAGGUCACCUUCAUGGUGCUCGAGGGCACUAUGAUUAUCCUGGCCUGCGCGCUCCUGACGGGAUUUCACCCGGGCAUCGUUCUCGGUGGCAAGGCGUGGUCGGUUGCGAGCUGGAAGAGCAGCAACAACAACAACAACGGGUCAAAUGUGGUGGUCGACGGGCAGCAAGUCGUUGACCAGUCGGCACGGUUUGGGUCCGAAAAGGGGUUCUCCACGGAUAAGACUGCCAGUGUGAGGGGUGUGUAGGAAAGGGGCUUGGCUGUGAACGGGCUACGGUCAUCACUCUCUUGUGUUGGUUUCUCCUGCGGUUUGGAGUAUCAAGGCUUGCUUGCCUAAGCGUGUCAUGUUUGUUGGAAUAUCCAUAGACUUAGAUUGAUAUCCAGGGCUAAUCCCCACUUCUACUAGUUUGUGUACUGUACUUCUAGUACGGAGCCCCU